Molecule: messenger RNA, 1992 nt
Organism: Lingula anatina
Lineage: Eukaryota; Metazoa; Brachiopoda; Lingulata; Lingulida; Lingulidae
Source: RefSeq, a predicted model, not a curated record
CUACGUGGACACGGAUAUAGUCCUGUGGAUUGACUAGUGAGUAACCAGUAACUGACCGGUGUCCUGAGGGUCAGUGUCACACACGGAGUGGACAGAGGAAGGCGUCAAGACGGACAUCAACUUAUAAAAGAGCAGGAUCAGGUGUAAAUCGUGUUGUGAGAUUCUAUAUAGGACACAAAGGGAAGCGAAUCAGGUUGAAUUGAGUUACAGGAGCCAGUUUAAAAGAAGUAUCAGUGAAAUAUGUCCACCUAUCAAGGAAAUGAACCAAAUACGAAGAUGGGUGUGGCGGGCUCAUGAUAAAGACUUUCAGAUGAUACAAUUUUAAAGACGGUAAAAAAGACCAAUACCUAGGUCACGGACACUGGUCAGUGAAGAGAACAACAAGUUUUGUGUACAAAUAUGAAAAUGGAUCUUCUUGGUUAUGACGACUGUUAUUUACAAGGCGUGUCUCGCCUCCUGCCCAAAGUGCAACAGUUUGUACUGGAAUGCCUGGACCAGGAGACCCUGUCAUUUGAAGCCACCAUGAUGCGGUUACAGCUGAUAGAUCAUCUGGAGAACAUAGAGUUCUACCAGGGCUGCCCAAAGGCGUCUCGAGUGGCGGACAAGUCGGCCUACUUUGACGCCUCCAGCUCCUAUCUCGUGGAGAACUUCGUCCUGCUACCGAAAUCGGCAAAAUCCGCCAUGGCUCGGAGAUGUUCCUUCAGCACGUCUCUUCAGAAGAACCUACUGGUCAGUGACCUAGAUCGAGAUAACCUGGAUCAACUGGUCACCAUAGCGGACCUGACCAGUCCUGACCACAUGGGCUGGCUGACUGACCAGAGGACCGGAUGUGACGUCUGGUGUGUCGUCGCCGACAUGCUCAUGUGCAUCUUCGACUCCGACACCUCUGUGACGUCAUCAAAAGUAAUCGUGCUCCCUGGUUAUGACGUCAGAGCUCUAGUUUUUAAUGCACCCAAAUCUGAUUCUCCUGAUAGUGGAGCCGUCACUGCAAAAUAUCAGUUUAUGCUGAGUUCAGAACCGACUGACAAGCAUUAUACAUUCAGCUGUGGAAAUAAAACGGACUUCGAAAAGUGGAUUUCAUUACUGAAGAUAGCGUCAGCUUUGAGCACGGACAUCUGGGAAUAUGAACCGUCCUCGUCUGAAGCCAGUAACAUGGACGGUUUCCUUCCCGCUGCUCCACCUCAGUUUCAAGACAAUAUCGAUCACGUCAAUGGAUUCACUCCAACAGUACCGGUUCAGUUCCAGGACAAUCAUCAUGGUGACGAAUCCCUCCACCAAUUAGAAAGCCCCACGUCACCAACAUCUGACUGUUGGCAAGACAACAGUCUCCAUGACCGUCUGGAUGCAGAGUUGCCUAGGGAGCACAUUGUCAUAGCUCCUCUUGGGGCACUGAAUACCCCGGAUAGACACGUGCACACAGCAGUUGACCUCAAUGCCGAUGAAUCCCCACGAGAAGAAAAACAUAGCUUUGUGGAUUUUAAGCCUUCUGUAAAGGUUUCGCGGUCUCAGAGCACAAGGGCAUCUGUGUCCAGAAGCGACUCUAUGUCAACGCCCGGGAGAAAAGGUCUGGGAUCAAAACUUGCCAGGACGGCAUCAAGCAUAAAAGAUUUAGUGUUUAAAAAUAAAUCCAGGACGGGCGUUUUCGACAUCUCGAUUAAGACUCACCUUCAGGAUGUCCGUAUUUCAGGCUACUUACAACAGCGCUAUUUGCUCAAGUGGACAAAAUUGUGGUGUGUGAUUGGCAGGGGUCACUUGUAUGGCUUUAAGAGCAAGACAGUUCUCGAGGACCCUGAAAUUGCCAUAUGUGUUAGAGAAUAUAAAGUGACAGUUUUGGACAAGGAGAAAGCAAAGCAUCCAUUUGCAUUUAAACUGUGCCGAGAGGGGGCCAAGAGCGUAUUCCUCUCGGCAGCAGACGACUUUGAGUUGAGUCGAUGGUUGCACGUGCUCAAAGAAGAAACGGGAUAUCUCUUCGAACUCAGGCGACGAAGCUGA